Fopius arisanus is the source of this 2509-nucleotide messenger RNA. RefSeq names its product leucine-rich repeat flightless-interacting protein 2. Bases 197 to 1399 code for a protein of 400 amino acids. Gene Ontology annotation, biological process: regulation of DNA-templated transcription. The record is from RefSeq and is a predicted model, not a curated record. Lineage: Eukaryota; Metazoa; Arthropoda; Insecta; Hymenoptera; Braconidae. The transcript is spliced from 6 exons.
CUGAGGUUUAUUUUUACCACUGGAAAUAGAAACCGUAGUGAAUUGAAAAUGCAUUCGACCGCCGGCUGAUACAUUAUCACCUCUUGUGGUGGUCUAAUACUCUGUGAGGCCACAGAGUUUAGGGUGCGUGCAAAACAGAUUGGCAUCAUACAUUGGAGGAAAAUUAGAUAAUAAAAUAAGGUUUAAUAAGGAUAUAAUGGAGUCAACGGUUGCGGGACGGAGGCGUACCGCCACCAGACACUCUGCUGAGGAUCAAGCUCUCGAUCAAAUAGCCAAGGAGGCAGAAGCUAGAUUGGCGGCGAGGAGACAGGCAAGAGCAGAGGCUAGAGAAAUUCGAAUGAGAGAACUCGAGAGACAGCAGAAAGAAGCUGAGGAGAAUGCUGAUAGGGUCUACGACAUGUGCACUUCUGAUGGAAGAACCAUGAGAGUUACACCAGAUCCAAUUAGAACAUCACGUCUCCUUACGAAUUCAAAUAAUUUUCAAUCGAGUCGGAGGUCAUCUGAAGACUCCCUCGAGGAUGCUGGUCUCAACAGGGACAUAAGAUUAGAGCUCAAGGAAUUCGAGGAGAAGUUCAGGAAGGCUAUGAUCGCCAAUGCUCAGCUUGAUAAUGAAAAAUCCUCGUACUCUUAUCAAGUGGAGUUGUUGAAGGAUAAGCUGGAGGAGCUGGAGGAGUCGUCGGCGACUCUGCGACGGGAGCUCAGGGAAAAGAAUAGAGAGUCAGAGCAACUUAAACGAGUUAAUCAACGAUUAAAGGAGGAGCUGGAACUCUGCAGAGCUCAAUUAUUGGAGAGGGAUACACUUAUACAGGAUAAUGGGCUAGUUAUAGUUGAGGAUGAGGGGAGUGAGAGUGAGGAGACAGGUGGAGUGAAUGGAAUAGUUAACAGGAAGCGAGUGCUAGUCAGUACAGAGGCUGCUGAAUUGCUGCAAAAUGCUGGCGAAGGCUCAUUAGACGUUCGAUUGAGGAAGUUUGCCUCGGAGAAAAAGGAAUUGCAGGAUGAGAUAAGGCAUUUAAGAUUAGACUUGGAGGAGGCAAAGAGCCGAAACAGAACCGAAAGAUCAUCUGGAUCAAUAUUGGGCCUAGCUGACUCGGAUGAUGUUCAACGAGAAGCUAAUAAACUACUCGCUGAUUAUAAAUUUAAACUGCAGAAGGCCGAGCAGGACAUGUCGACGCUGCAAGCAACAGUGGCAAGGCUAGAGAGUCAAGUUAUUCGUUAUAAAUCUGCGGCUGAAGCUUCAGAGAAGGCUGAGGACGAGCUCAAAGUUGAAAAGCGUAAAUUACAGCGAGAAGUGAGAGAAUCGCAGGGUCGCGUUGAAGAACUCGAGACAGCAAAUUCUCACCUUCAGCGACGCCUGGAUAAACUGAAAAACGCCAAGUCCGCUCUAUUGAAAGAACUCUGACGUGACAGUUCUGUUGAGAAUACGGGAUAAGACUUUUAGUUUUCAUAUGCCACAACCAACAAUUUCAAUUAAGGUGAUAGAUGAAAAAUAAUAAUGAAAAUGCAAACGAGACAUAAAAAAAAAUUUGAGUUGUACUAACUUGGACCAGAAGAUACCAUUAGAUGUAUUUAUUUGAUUUUUUGUUCAUUUGUAUAUUGAAAUCAUGCUCUGGCAUCGUCCAAACUAAUCAGCAACCACAUUCUUAGGAGUUUUUCAUGCGUUCUAGAGUGGCAUCAGUGCGAUGCUAUUGUUUUUGAGGGGAUUAGAAUUUUUUUAAGACCAACUGAGGCUUUUCAUCGACUGAGGUAAUUUAAAAAUGCCAAUAUAGAAAAUUAAUGACUGAACUUUUGACUAUCAGGUUGUUUAUCUUUUUAUAUAAUUGCACUCAGCAACACAAUCUGAAAUAUCAUCAUUUUAGAAAUUCGUUCGCAUUAUACCCAUUGCCUAAUUUUUUUUUCAAUAAUCUUGAUAUCAAUAGUAGUAGCGCAUAAUUCGUGAUACGCCACAAUGUCCAUAAAAAGAAAUAUUUAUUCUUUACUGAUCGUUCAACAAUUAAAACUCGGUUGAAUGGUACGUACUUAUACAACAGUACAAAUGAUAUUAUAACAUGAUCAGUAUUUUGUACAAGAAGAAAUCAUUUUAAAUGUGCAAUGGAAUUUAAUAUUUAUUAUAAAAUAUGUCAAUUGAGAAAAACAUCAAUAAGCACUGUCAACACAUUUGUCAAAAGCAUAGAAUCAUUUUUUGUACUUUUUUGUUAUUAAAACAACUGUUUAGAUGUGGCAUAAUAAAUUAAGAAUAAUCAAAUCCCAUGCUAGAGAGAAUAAUAAAAUGAUGCUAGAGAUGACAACAAUUGCCAUAACUCAAAUUUAUAAAGGGGGGGAGAGGAAACAAUAAGGUUCACUAUUAACGCAUGCAAUAGUUCUUUUAUUCCACGGUCAUUGGCAAAGAAUCAAUGUGUAUAAUUUAGGUUGAGUAAUUCCUAUUUAUUAUUGAAACAAAAAGGUGGCCCUAAGAGAUACUGGUUUAAUGCUUUUCAUACAAACAAAAAAAUAAAUUGCCUAAUGUAAUGUU